This is a messenger RNA of Abrus precatorius (Indian licorice), 2582 nucleotides long. Its product is annotated as silicon efflux transporter LSI2-like. Gene Ontology annotation, molecular function: arsenite transmembrane transporter activity. Gene Ontology annotation, cellular component: membrane. NCBI's taxonomy places the organism in Eukaryota, Viridiplantae, Streptophyta, Magnoliopsida, Fabales, Fabaceae. The transcript is spliced from 4 exons. The record is from RefSeq and is a predicted model, not a curated record. Gene Ontology annotation, biological process: transmembrane transport; arsenite transport. The coding region runs from base 568 to 2175 and encodes 535 amino acids.
UCCCAGAAUUGUGGUUGGGAAGCUAGGAGCUAAGUAAGUGCUGACGAUGGCCUUUUAACUCUUUAUUAACCAUGUGGAGUGAACUGUGGAUAGAUAGAGUAUGAGUUGACGUGGGCGUGCCUUGAAAAGACCGACGAUGCUCCAAUUCUCUUCCACGGUCCGUGACUUGCUAUUUUUCUGACUCACCAAAAUAUUCGUCAACGUAAUCCAAGCUAUUCUCUAUGAAGAAAAAGAAACUGACAAGUUGCUUCCUUUUUUAUUCAAAUGACACACCCAAUCCCCGAAUUUCACGUGUUAGCCACAGCACAUCCAUGAGUUAGGCUUCACUCAAUCACAACUUUUUGUUUCAUAGGUAAGAUGUAAGGUCCCACGUUUGUGUCGUUUUUUGUUUUCAUGUUCAGUUCCAGCAAAUGUUGUAUGGGAUGAUAUCUUAGCUCAGAACUUGCAUAGUACACUCAACAUAAAGGAAUUUUGCUCACGGAGUAACUACUGUGGGUAGCAUAAAGCUGGAGGUUUUAUUCUUUUGUUGAAACUGGGAACUAAUUGUUGGCUUGUUUGGUCACAAUAAUGGCACUGGCUUCUGUUGCAAAAGUUGUCCUUGGUUUAAUUGCAUUUGCAAUCUUCUGGGUAUUAGCAGUUUUCCCAGCUGUGCCUUUUCUACCCAUUGGUAGAACUGCAGGGUCCCUUCUUGGUGCAAUGCUUAUGGUCUUGUUUCAAGUUAUUACUCCAGAUGAAGCUUAUGCCACAAUUGAUCUCCCAAUUCUUGGUCUUCUUUUUGGGACAAUGGUGGUGAGCGUGUAUCUUGAAAGAGCAGACAUGUUUAAAUACAUAGGGAAGUUGCUCGCUUGGAAGAGUAGAGGAGCAAAGGACUUGCUUUGUCGAAUAUGUAUUAUCUCUGCUGUCUCAAGUGCUCUUUUCACAAAUGACACUUCUUGUGUUGUUUUGACUGAAUUCAUAUUGAAAAUUGCGAGGCAGCACAACCUCCCACCAACUCCUUUCCUACUUGCCCUUGCUUCCAGUGCUAAUAUAGGGUCCUCAGCCACUCCAAUUGGCAACCCCCAAAACCUGGUUAUAGCUGUUCAGAGUAAAAUCUCAUUUGGGAAUUUUCUGAUUGGUGUUCUUCCAGCUAUGGUGGCUGGAGUUAUAGCCAAUGCUUUAAUUCUUCUAAUCAUGUAUUGGAAGUUGUUGUCUAUUCAUAAGGAUGAAGAAGAUGCUGGUGCAGAAGUUGCAGCUGAAGAUGAAUUUGAUUCCCAUCGAUUUUCACCAGCCACUAUGUCUCAUUUUUCGUCCUUAAAUUCUCAAGAGUGGAAUUCCAAUCUUGAAUCUAUUAAUAUUCAGAACUCUCCUCAAGCUCAAAUUCUAAGAAACCGAGCUACUGCAACUGCAACUGAAAUUCUUGGUGUUCCUAGCAGCACAUUUGAUUCUGCAAGAAUCUCAAAUGUAUCAAAGGAGGGAUCAAAUGGUGUGCCAUCUCUGACAAAAGAGGAAACUAGCCCUUCGGUUACUUCAGCAGCAGCAGAUACACUUAUGCCCUCUUCAGAAAGAAAAAACAAUUUUAUCAUAAAGUGGAAAAGGGUAUUGUGGAAAUCUGGAGUUUAUGCCAUCACAUUAGGAAUGUUGGUUGCUUUACUUCUAGGUUUAAAUAUGUCAUGGACUGCAAUUACUGCUGCGCUUGCUCUAGUGGUUCUUGAUUUCAAAGAUGCUAGACCGUGCUUAGAGAAGGUUUCAUAUUCACUUUUGAUAUUCUUUUGUGGAAUGUUUAUCACAGUAGAUGGCCUCAAUAAAACUGGAAUUCCUAGUGCUCUGUGGGACUUGAUGGAGCCCUAUUCUCAUGUUGAUCGCGCUAGUGGAAUUGCAGUGCUUGCAAUUGUCAUACUUGUCCUGUCAAAUUUGGCUUCAAAUGUACCAACAGUUCUCUUGCUUGGAGGACGGGUAGCAGCCUCAGCUGCUGCAAUUUCGAAAGCUGAUGAGAAGAAGGCAUGGCUGAUCUUAGCUUGGGCGAGCACAAUAUCAGGGAAUCUCUCACUGUUGGGUUCAGCUGCUAACUUGAUAGUGUGUGAACAGGCUCGCCGAGCUCCAAACCUACCAUACACUUUAACCUUCUGGAGUCAUCUGAAAUUUGGCCUUCCUUCUACUAUCAUAGUCACUGCUAUUGGUUUGGCACUCAUAAGAUGAUAAUGACUUUUUAUUGAAAAGAGACUUCUUGUCAAAAUUUGCACAAAAUAAAGGAAUGAAAAAUCGGAGUUCAUGUCAAUAUAUUUUAACUUGUGGGUAUUUAUUAAGAAAAUAGAUGUUGAUCUUCUUGUUAUUGAUCAUUUAUGUAAAAUAAAUAUGUGCAGGUAGUUGCCAAGUGUUGCUUUGAAAUUUAGUAAAAAGGGGAAGGGUAAGGGCAAAUCAAAUUCUCAUAAACAUUUCUAAAAAGUAUGCAAAUGUGAAUGGUUCUUCCUAUUUGCUUAUCUAGUAAGGCCAAGUAUUGGUUGUAAAACUCAUCAAUUUUGUCACUAUUUGUUGUUAUUCCUCCAUUAUUGUGUUGCCACUCUGUCCUUUGGAUUCAGAAAUCAGUUAUAUAUGUUGGCAGGUUG